AUGAAGGAUCUGAUUCUUUCAAAGGCUAAUCAAUUAUUACAUUUCGUAUUUCCAAACCGAUGUUACGAAUUAAUGCUUUUGAAACAUGACUUUCUUCACCAAGAAUGUAUAUCAAUGGUUAUGUCGCGACUCCUUGGACUUGGUAUAACUCUGGGAUCAUUGCUUAUAUUUAUACCACAAAUUUUAAAAAUUCAAUUUGCACAGUCGGGCGAAGGGAUUUCAUUGUCAUCGCAAUUGCUGGGACUGUUUGGCUGUUUUGCAGUAACAUCUUACAGCUACACAAAGGGAUAUGUUUUCAGUCAGUGGGGUGAUUCAUUUUUCGUGACAAUCCAAAUGAUCAUAAUAAUUAUCCAAAUUUUAUGGUUUUCAUCACGUCAAACACACGCAGCAAUAUUCCUUGCAUUUUGCUGGACAAUUAGUUGUGCAGUUAUGGGUCAAUACAUUCCAAUUGAUGUGUUCGCAUUGCUUCAGGCUAUUACUAUCCCAGUUGUUAUUAUAGCCAAAUUUCUACAAAUCCGGGCAAAUUAUCAGCAGCAGAAUACCGGCCAACUAUCGAUGAUUUCAGUAUUCCUCCAGUUUGCAGGAUGUUUGGCCCGAAUAUUUACUUCCCUACAGGAAACUGGUGAUCAGCUUGUAAUUAUCAAUUAUAUUAUCGCCACUUUACUAAAUGGCAUAAUUUCUUUUCAAUUUCUUCUCUACUGGAGCAAUGUGGAGAUGAAGAAAAAGGUGUCUUGA
Molecule: messenger RNA, 735 nt
Organism: Cercopithifilaria johnstoni
Lineage: Eukaryota; Metazoa; Nematoda; Chromadorea; Rhabditida; Onchocercidae
Source: the annotation of a GenBank genome assembly